Messenger RNA from Rotaria sp. Silwood2, 963 nucleotides. NCBI's taxonomy places the organism in Eukaryota, Metazoa, Rotifera, Eurotatoria, Philodinida, Philodinidae. The record is from the annotation of a GenBank genome assembly.
AUGACACAAGACAAUGUAUUAAUAUCAUCAAAUCAACAAGAUAAUCUGGAAAAUGAUCAAACAUUACAAUAUUUUACUGCUAUUCGACUUCAAGAACCUGAAACAUCAGUAGCCAUAACAGCUAUUCGUACAUUAAUCGAUGUUAUAAAUCGUUCAUCAGCUGGUACAAUGAGUGAAUUAUCACGUGAACUUAAAUCAGCUGUACAAUUAUUAACAACACAAACUGAUUCUUCAAUGCCAAGUGUUAAAUCAGGUUGUGAAUUAUUUUUACGUUUUAUAACAUUAGCGAAAUUUGAUACAUUUGCUAUUGAUGAAUGUCGUCAAAAAUUAAUUGAACGUGGUCAAGUCUUUUUAGAACGCACAUUAUCAUCAAGACAACGUAUUGCUGAAUAUAGUCAAGAAUUUAUUGUUGAUGGCAGUAUUAUAUUAACACAUUCAUAUUCACGUGUUGUUCUUGCUUUACUUGCAUAUGCAUCAAAAUUUGCACGUUUUAAAGUAUUUGUUACUGAAUCUGAACCAGAUAAAAGUGGUUUAAAAAUGCGAAAUGAAUUAGAAGCUAUUGGUAUACCAUCUCUAUGUAUAUUAGAUGCAAGUGUUGCAUAUGUUAUGGAAAAAAUUACAUUUGUUUUAAUGGGUGCUGAAGCUGUUGUUGAAAGUGGUGGAGUUAUUAAUAAAAUUGGUACAUUUAAUAUAGCUAUAGCAGCACAUGAAAUGAAUAAACCAUUUUAUGCUGCAUCAGAAUCAUUUAAAUUUGUUCGUUAUUAUCCAUUAAAUAAUCGUGAUUUACCUGAUCAUUUUAAAUAUAAAGCGUCGACAAUAGCACGUUUAAGUGAAAAAAAUCUUGAAAUGGAACAUCCACUUGUUGAUUAUACACCACCGGCUUAUAUUACAUUAUUAUUUACUGAUAUUGGAACAUUAACACCAUCAGCAGUUAGUGAUGAAUUAAUUAAACUUUAUAUUUAA